Molecule: messenger RNA, 4788 nt
Organism: Gadus chalcogrammus (walleye pollock)
Lineage: Eukaryota; Metazoa; Chordata; Actinopteri; Gadiformes; Gadidae
Exons: 8
Coding region: 2326-3741 (471 amino acids)
Source: RefSeq, a predicted model, not a curated record
UUUUCGGUGUUAAACAUUUCUGAGUUGUUUUUCACUCCCAGAGUGUAAUUUUAACACAUUCUGAUUUAAAUGGUGUUCAGAAUUGGAGUUAUAUGACAGAGUUGAUCACAUCAGUGUUAACGCAACUCUGCAGAGAUGUAAUUAAAGGUUGGGCAUGGAAUUCUCUUUUUCGGCAAUUUUUGCAAAAUUACUUGAAAUCCUUAUCAUAACCCACUUACAGACACUGAGUUAGAAGUAUUGGCAUGAAAAUUAAACAAGUCAAUCAUCUGUGGAACGGGCAGGGCUCGAAAAACUCCAAUGAUUUCCAGAACCACCGAGUGGCAUUGGAAGUUGUAAGUGCGUCAAUCAAACGGUCGUACUGCACACCCCUCCCCCUUCGUGUAUACCCAACCUUUAAGUUCCGCCCAUGCAUUUCACGUCUACGGUUGGAGACAGAGGAGGCAAGUCUGGACAUUUUCUACCACUCAUGCAAUACUACACAUAAAAAUGCUGGUCCAGGUGAGGUACGGCCAACAGCAGAAAUAUGUGAAGUUGGAGGAGGAUGAAGGACGGUUUGACUUCCUGCAAUUCCAUGAAAAAGUCAUCGAGAGAUUUUGCCUGCCCACUGAUGCUAAAGUAACAUACAAGGAUGCAACAGGGACAGAAGUUGAUGGAGAAAUAUUCAGCGACCUCGUUGGACAAGGCAAUGUGGUGCUGACAGUUUUCUCAGAUCAGGGUGAGAUAUAAAGGCAGGCAUAAUUAAGCACUACACCUUACAGAAUAUAAUUACUAACAUGUUUUCUAUUCCUUUAGAAUUCUCUGACAGCUCUUAUGUUCUGCUUCUGGGCUGUCUGACUCAAGCUUCAGCUCAAGUACAUCAACUGUGAACAUAGAUGAGCUCUAUAGCAAGAGACAAAGAAUCGAGGAUACACGUAAUCGUGAUGCUGCGUCUGCCAAACAGUUGAUUGAAGCUGUGCUGAGAGGCAAAUCCGGAGGUGAAGAAGUACUACAGGAGUACCAAACAACAGAAACCCUGACAGAUGCUGCAAGAAGACAGAUGGUCAACAUCCUGGUGGCUCACAUGAUUGACAAUCAUGGGCACCUUCCCACUAAAGAAACCAGAGAGGAUUAUGCACAUGGGAUAGUGAUGCUGUUCCCUUCCCUCAGGGAUCCAUAUUCCAAGAAGGGAUAUGUAAUAGUCAUUAUUAUUGUUUACACUUUCAUGUAAUGAUAAAAAACUGUGUGGAUGACAUUGAUAUUUGAAUUCCGUGAGAUUGCUCAGGAGCCUGGUAUGACAACACAUUUCAUUUAUUUUUCAUUUCAGGAACACUUCUAUGAUUCUGCAAGCAGCACAGGAUACAUUUCUUGGCGUCUGAAAACAGUCCAGAGGAAGAUUCGUCAAGGAUCUGCAGUGCCACCAAAUAGCGCUAUUUGCUUUUCUCCAGGAGGCCCAAAUUUCCAAAGAACUGUUCAUGUUGAAAGGCAGCUUGAUGGUGAUGCUUGCCAAAAGGCCAUGUCUUUGCUCAACCAUACACCAGACAAUUCCCUGAUUUUCCAGAAGAUAAGAGAGACCUUUCUGCACCGUAAGAAGCUCGUUAAUGACCCAGGCAGAAGUGUUGAUAUCCUCUCCAGCUUCCCAAGAUUCCUGGAUACAAAGGGAUUGAUGGACCAAGACUUCACUCUCCUAUUUGAUGAUGACACAUCCUCCAGGCUUCUUCAGAAAUGGGAUUUGUUCUUCAAGCCAAAUGUCAUAAAAGAGGCUAAGCAGCUCACUUCAACACCAGAGUUGCGUCACUUGGUGCAGUCAGCAGAAAGUCCCCAAGGAGAUGAUCUUGAUGAGGAAACAACCUACGACCAAGAAAUGGCCUCUCUGUUGUUGCUGUUACAUCUCCUUCCACCACCUCCAGGGGGACUGAAGUCUCCAAAAAUUAGUGCAUCUGAUGCACUUGAGAGACUUGUUGUCUUUCAUAAGUUUUCAUAUUUCUACCCUAGUCAUGCUGCAGUUUGGAGGAGCAUCUCCGCAACCAGCAGGGUCGACAGCCAUACCUCCUUGCAGUCGGGCGUCAGAAGAGCAAGAUUGACAGCUUCUACAUCACCAUGGAUAAACAUCUCAUCCCAUGCAAGGCAAUCCGCUUCCUCGGGGCAUGCGAUGAACUUUUCAAAGCACAUUUUGUGUUUAAUUUGUCUUACGAUGUGGCACUAGUGAAUUUUUACACGUUCCUGCAGACAACAGUGUAUAACAUUGAUGUGGGGAAAAUGAAGGAGUCGCCCAGACUUAGAGAAUUGAGAGCGAGACUGCUUAACCAUCCAGUAGCACUUACACCCUGUGAAUAAGAAGCUAUAACAAUGCUGACCUGUUUCAUGUGUCAGAAAAAUUAUCCUAGCAGUCAGCAGUUGAUUUCACAUUUAAGAGUUGAACAUGGUUACUAUCCUGGACCCAAGUUCAAAUUGUUUUGUUCUCAGCAAAGUUGUAGGCAUCAGUUCCUGACAUAUGCAGGUUUUCGGAAGCACCUUAAUAGUGUUCAUAGCAAUGUUCAGCAAAUUGCUCAAACUGUUUCAUGUUCAUUUAGUGAGUCAGUUGCUACUUCAUUUCAGGCACAUGCUUUGGAGUACCAAUUUAACCCACAAAAUCAAUGUAGCUCUUCCAAUGAUUCAGGAAUAACUAAAGAUCCAACUAAAGAAAUGUGUGCAUCCAUCGUGGCCAAAUUACAGGGGAGUGGGAUUUCCAACAGUUUGGUAUCCUCAAUUGUAGGAGAUUUGGAGGAACUAACAAGUGAGCUUCGCUCACAAGCAAAGCACACAGCUAUUUCUGCUUUACCUAUAACUGACCCCAACAUAUCUGUGAUAAAUGAAUCUUUUAAAAAUUAUGAAAACCCAUUCACAAAUUUGAAUACAGAAUGGAAACGAAAUAAAUACUUCAACCAAAAAUGGGGCGUUGUCGAGCCAAUAGAAAUAACCCUGGGAGUGAGAUAUGACAACAGGAGAAAUCCGAAAUCUGGUGCUUAUGAUCAAGUACCUGUGAAGGAUACUUUUAUAUAUGUGCCGAUUUUAGAAACAUUGAAGUUCAUGGGCAGAAAUCCAGACAUUUGUGUUUUGCUAAAGAGAGAAUAUAGAUCAGAGCCUGACACUUAUACUGACUUCUUUGAUGGAAGUUAUUUUAAAACUCACCCUUUGUUUACAGCUAAUAGACAUGCAUUACAAAUUCUACUAUACUAUGAUGAUUUUGAAACAGCCAAUCCCCUUGGCUCCAAACGAGGAAUUCACAAAAUUGGCUGUCUUUAUUUCGUUUUAAGAAACUUGCCCCCAAAAUUUAAUUCGGUUUUGAUGAACAUUCACUUGGUAUCCCUUUUUCACACGCAAGAUCUGCGCAAAUAUGGUUUUGAUGUUAUACUAGAACCGUUGAUAAAUGAUAUGAAAAAACUAGAAAGCCAAGGGCUAAGUCUUCCGUUUUCGGAUGAGCAGGUAUAUGGUACAAUCUGUCGGAUCACUGGAGAUAAUUUAGGGAUGCACACAAUUCUUGGUUUUAAUGAAUCAUUCAGUAGCCGUCAUUUCUGUCGCCUUUGUUUGAUUGAGAAGAAUGACUGUCAAACGGUAUUCAGUGAGGAUGAUCCUAAGGUGAUCCUUCGUGGAAAAGAUGUGUUUGAAAUGCAUUGCCAGUCUCUCCAGGAAAACCCACAAUUGAAGUCAAUGUACGGAUUGAAAAAAAUAUCGACACUUAAUUCAUUGAUGUAUUUCCAUGUUUGUAAUAACUAUUUUAUUUGAUAUCAUGCAUGAUCUUCUUGAGGGAGUGGUUCAGUAUGAGAUAAAAUUGCUUUUUGGUUACCUCACACAACACUUUGUGUCAGAACAGGACUUGCUUUCCAGAAUAUAUGGAUUUGAUUAUGGAUUUCUAGAACGAAAAAAUCGUCCUAAGAUUAUUUUGGAUAGUGCUGGCAAUGGCAUUAGUUUGAAUUCUAUUCAAACAUUAUGUCUUGUUAAAAACAUCCCACUGUUGUUUGGUGACAUUAUUCCUGCAGGAAACCAAAACUGGAAUUUGUUACUGUUGUUACUUAAAAUAAUGAACAUCGUUUUUUCACCUUCUCUCACUCUAGGUAUGACAAUAUAUUUGAAGCAUUUGAUUAUUGACCACCACAAGUUAUUUAAGCAAUUGUAUCCACAUAGAAACUUGAUACCUAAGCAUCAUUUUAUGAUCCAUUACCCAUCUUCUAUAAGGAAAAUUGGCCCCUUAUUGCAUACGUGGUGUAUGAGGUUUGAGGCCAAACACAAGAUGUUUAAAAAUUAGAAAAAAACAUAACUAAAUCACUCGCUAAAAAGCAUCAGAUGGCCAUUGCUUCACACUGGGAAACCUUCCCCCUCAAACAAAAUGAGUAUGGGCCAAUUAAAUCUUAUCACUUCGUAGAUGAGAAUGUGGUCAACAAGGAAAUGCUUGAAACGAUCUUGUCAAAAGAUGUUUUCUCAACAAGUUGGGUUAAAGUUGAUGGUAUCGAGUAUAAAGCGGGAUUAGUUAUUUGCAGUGCAAUGGAGGAAGACAUGCCAGUCUUUUAUCAAAUAAGUGAAAUACUUUUGGUUGGAGAUCACGUUAUUUUUUUGUCUAAUAAGCUAUUUACAGAGAAUUUUGAUGAACAUCAUCAUGCAUUCAAAGUUGUGCGAAGUGUGGAAAGAUGUCUUUUAAAAAUGUCUGAGAUUAGAUUUGAUAAACCUUUUGAUAUUCAAAGCUCAUACAAUGUUUUAGAUGAAAGUUUGUAUAUUAUACCUUCAUUCACAAUGUUGUAAUUAAACUGACUGCAAGGAAGAAUUGGCACAAAUAAA